UUCGGUAUCGCGCUCAGAACAGACGUGUUCAGUUUUCAAACGACGACACGUUGUACUUUCUCGCUCUUCGGUCGCCUAGUGUGCCUAUAUUUGUUUGUUUUUGGCUAGUUGUGUGACGGCGCGCUCAACCCACAGCAUCCCCUUGUACUUAGAGUGGUUUUUUUUUCACAAGUUUUUAGUUUUCACUUGCUCUGCUUAAAGCCUGGUGUUUUUUGUACGACUUAUAAGCGCGCGCGGGCAAGAAAUCGGUGUGUUUACCUGGCGCAGCUUAAAUAUUAAUAGGUCACCAGAAAAAAAGAAUACUGAAGCGGUUAGUGCGAAUGUGAGUGCCCGCGAAGACAGAACUCGAUUGAUUUCGAAGUGAGAUGCUGUCGAAUCGAACUCAAGCGCGGACUUACGGAGGAUAACGUUUUGUUCACAGGGUGAAUGCUGAAACAACAACACCCAACGAGAAGGAAGAGUACAAGAAAAGUGUGAAAUUGUGUUGUGAUUUUAAUCUCUUGCCAUUAGUUGAAAGAAGACGACAACGACGACGGAGACGAAGACGACGGCUGAGAAAUGGAUCGAAGAAAAUGAGUUGAAGUGAACGGAAUAAUUAAUUUCUUUUCUUGAAAGACGUAGAGAAAGAAGCUGAUCGAUCAUAUUGUGUGAUAAUAAAUUAUUUAUUUAACGUUAAUUAAGUGUGUGUGAGUCGCGGUAUUCGAUGUGACUUUGCGUCCGAUCUUGCUGUGUGAUUAUACGCGCAGGACGUGAACGUGAAUCUAUUGGCUCCCCGGAGUGGUGAACGGAACGGAGUGGGGAGUCUUAGUGCAAUAGGAGAAAAAUUUCGUCAUCCGGUCGCGCAAUAGCUGACCGGACGCAAGUGAGCGAUCGAGCAGUGGAACAUGUCGACCAUGCCGGUGGUUUGGUGCACCGAUCCGAACUCCGCCGAGAAACGGCAGGCGUUUGCGUUGCAGGGCAUCCAGCUGCAGGGUAACAUCACCGAGAAGCAUGUGCUGGCUAUGAAGGAACUGAUCAGUGCGGCGUCCGAAGGUCGUUUGCUGCUGCCCAGCGAUGGUGCUAUUGUCCUGCUGGAUUGCGGCCUCAGCAUCGGAUCGAUGGUUAUAGAGGGCAAGGCUGGACGGGAGGUGGCCAAGGCUAGCAAUCAUAAAUCAAUUCUCUCGGCCGGUCCGGAGGCUGCAAGUGAUGCUGGUAAUUGUGGCCCGAAAGAAGAGCCCACAGAGGAGGAGGCUAAUAAUGGUGGGGGAAAUAUUGAUGAAAUUGGUGGUAGCGAUCGGUGCGAUGGUACAGCAGCGGAGGACCCCACUGUCAAGGUCGAUGGUGGGGUGGGCAACGGAGAGGGAGGAGAAGCAGAAGCCGAAGAAGAACAUAUCAUAGAGGACGCCUUUCUCGCCGAGCUAACCACAGAGGAAAGCAAACCGCCGGAUUUGGAUGGUACCGCCGAGGGUGGUGGUGCGGAGAGUGGCGAGGUGCUGUAUGAGUUUCUCUGCUGUGCCAAAUGUAUGAACGAUCCGUCGUCCAGUUGUUCCAAUCCGCCCAGUCAUCGCAGCCGCAGCCUGAGUUCGCUCAACAACAAAUCCCAGCUGCUGUCACGGUUUCUGAACGGUCGAGCCAAGGCCCGGCUAUACUGUGACCCUCUGUACAACAUAUCCAACCGGUACUUUAAGCGAUCGGCCAAUCACAAGGGCAGCAAGUCGCGAGCAGACUCACGCCGAAAUGUGCUCCGCAAGAGUUCAAUCCGAAGCGAUCGGUCUGCCGGGGGGAAAGUGGUUAAGAAGAGUUCCGAAAAUAUACCCAUCUACGCGACGGUUAAUAAAAAAAUGAAGCUCAAAUCGCGGCUGGAGACGCUCCGACGGCAGAACAUCGAUGCGGACACUUUGGCGCUACAAAUUGCACUCGACAGCCAACAGCUGAUCAAGCGCAGGGUGAACCCAACGGCGGCGGCGGAAGAUAACGAUCCAUCAUUGCCCGUUCUCGCGCCGUUGUCCCCUGGCGGGAAGCCCUACAAUAGCUCCAGCAGAAAAACUAGUUUCGAUUCCACAUGCACGGUGAGUUCAAUGGAUUCUGGCUUUAUCGAUCAGCAGCAGCGACAGCAAUUGAAACAACUCCAGCAGCAGCUCCAACAGCAGCAAGAACGACAAAAUAAGAACCCACAUACGGUCCCUUCUUGCCAACCGGAUGUAACUGUAACGGGGAAAGAUGGUCCGAAAGAGGUGGCGAUGCAAUCAUCGCUGAUCGAUGCUGCAAUCGUCGUUGUAGACGAAGAGGAUCGCCUCAAUGAACUGUCCAAGCUGCACAUCAAAGAGUGCUUGGUGACCCAAUCGCGCAACCGGCGGAAGUCCUACGAAGAGUUCAAGUCUCUCUUCCGGCAGCAGCAGCAACAGCAAACCGAGUGCCGCAAUCGGCUGUCUGUGGUGGACGAGAAGGAGAACAGUGGUACCGACCACACCGGCAGCAGUAGUGUAAGCAUAAAGGCCCGACGAAAGUCUUACGAGGAAUUCAAAGCUUUAGUCAAAAUUUGUGAUAGUAGCGUUAGUAAUUUAAAACCUACGUCGGAGAAGGAGGAUCAACAGCAGCAGCAGCAGAACACGACGACCCAUUCGGGCGUCGGCGGGUUGUUCAGGAUGAAGCGCAAGAACUCGCGACGUCUCAGCCUGAAGAAGCUGAAGAUGAACGACAAGGCUGACCCCCAGCGGACGGCAGAGGGCGGUGGCAAAUCCAUCCCAUCAGUGAUUAGUAAUAGCCUAGGUAAGAUUAGAGACGACGAUAGUCAAGUUAAGAGUAGUACAAUCUAUGAUAUCUUGCGGAAUAAGAGCAAAGCGGAAGAACACAAGACGAUGUCGCUUGGGCGGGAGCUGUCGCCGUACCUGAAGGACGAAAUCUACCGCAAAAACCAGAAAAUCUACGACCGAUUAAUCUCGUACGGAAGCAAGGCAUACAAAAAGUACGACAAGUACAUGACCUAUGGUACGAUCUACGAAAUCCUUCACCGUAAAUCGGAUGCCGCCGAGGAAGUGUUCCUGCGCAAGCGGGCACUCUCGGAGAAAUUCGCUAAAAGGAAACUUAGCAUGAACACUCCCUACAGUUCGCUCAAGUUCGGUACCAUCUACGACAUUCUGCAGGGUAAACAGACGGGUCCUUCUGCUGCUUCCCUAAUUCAUGACCAGGUCGUCAGUAGUGGUGUUGUUUCCAAAGACACCGAACCAACGAGUAACUCCAAUACGCUCUCCACGAUAUACGACAUCAUCCAUCAGCGAACCGAAUCGCCCAAGCAGCAAACCAAGAAUCGCUUUCUAGUGAAGAAAAUCACCGAGGAGGAACUCCAGAAGUGCAACGAAAACAAUCGCAACGAACUGAACACUACUGCUGUGGUAAGCUCGCCGGACUCCCGAAAGGGUCCACCCUCUCCGGAAUACACCACCCCCAAACCGAUGGGCGCUGCCAAAAAACCCACUCGGGCGCGCCGCUUCUCCAAUAUUCUAUCCUACAGCCCACGUACUGCGACGACGACGACGGCGGAACCCACUUUGCCCGACCCUAGCAAACUAUCGAGCAAUACGGCCCGGCUAAAACAGAUCGCCGCCAGUGACGAAGACUUAUACAAACGUGCCAGUUCCAAACACUAUACAACCUCCCACCGCCAUAUUACACAUGCUAGCUCGAAGCAUCCCGAGCAGGACAAACUACGUCAACCCAACGUUCAACCGCGAAUCCAAGGCGUCCCUGGGGACGACGACCUGUACUCCCGCAUUGGGAAACUACGCAAAUCCGCCACCGACUCCAACGCUCUCUGCUCCAAGAUCGACGAGGGUCUUCCCACGGAACCCGGAGACAGCGGCAGCAGUCCGAAAAUUUUCCAGCACCAGUUCGAAGUGACCUCCGGUCGGAACGAUAGGUUGCUGCUGAUGCCCCGUCCGGGAGCGAUCUUCAAGUCCCACUCGCUGGACAUGUUGGCCCCGAACAAGUUCUCCAGAAAUCCCCGUCUGUUCAAACAAUCCAGCAGCGGUGGACCGGUGCGAAAGCUCUCCCCGCUGGUGCUACCCCGCAAGAUCUCCGCCGGAACGGCGGCGUCGUCGUCGUGUCCUCAGCAGAAGAAGAGCACUCGCCGGCUGUCGGAGUUCACCCGCGGAGAGUUCCUGAACGAGAAAUUAUGGUACUUCCGAAAGAUCAAGAGAAUAGAGGCGGAGAAGAAAUUGUUGCUGCCAGAAAACGAGCACGGCGCGUUCUUGAUCCGCGACUCGGAGAGUCGACACAACGAUUACUCGCUGUCGGUUCGUGAUGGCGACACUGUCAAGCACUAUCGAAUCCGGCAGCUGGAUGAGGGAGGGUUCUUCAUCGCCCGGCGGACAACCUUCCGAACGCUGCAGGAACUCGUGGAACACUACAGCAAGGACUCCGAUGGGCUUUGCGUGAAUCUCUGCAAACCAUGCGUACAGAUCGAGAAACCGGUCACCGAUGGGCUGUCCCAUCGCACACGAGAUCAGUGGGAGAUUGAUCGAACGUCGCUCAAGUUUGUCCGCAAGCUCGGCUCCGGCCAGUUCGGUGACGUCUGGGAAGGUUUGUGGAACAACACGACGCCGGUCGCCAUCAAGACGCUCAAAUCUGGCACCAUGGAUCCGAAGGAUUUCCUUGCGGAGGCUCAGAUCAUGAAGAAGCUGCGACACAACAAACUGAUUCAGCUGUACGCUGUGUGCACCCUGGAGGAACCAAUCUAUAUCAUCACCGAGCUGAUGAAGCAUGGAUCUCUGUUAGAGUUUUUGCAAGGCAAGGGAAGAAAUCUCAAGCUUCCCCAGCUGAUCGACAUGGCCGCCCAGAUUGCGGCCGGUAUGGCGUACCUCGAGUCGCAAAACUACAUUCAUCGGGAUUUGGCCGCACGAAACGUACUCGUUGGCGAUAGCAACAUCGUUAAGAUUGCCGAUUUCGGCCUUGCAAGAUUGAUUAAAGAGGAUGAAUACGAAGCACGCGUCGGGGCACGAUUCCCAAUCAAGUGGACAGCACCGGAAGCGGCGAAUUACAGCAAAUUCUCGAUCAAGUCGGACGUGUGGAGUUUCGGCAUCUUGCUGACAGAGUUGGUCACUUACGGUAGAAUACCGUAUCCAGGUAUGACAAAUGCCGAAGUUUUGAACCAAGUCGAGCACGGAUAUCGAAUGCCCCAGCCACCGAACUGUAACACAAGUCUGUACGAGAUUAUGCUCGAGUGCUGGAACAAGGAUCCGAUGCGGCGGCCCACCUUCGAGACGCUCCAGUGGAAGCUGGAGGACUUCUUCACCAUGGACCCAAGUGAAUACAAGGAGGCGGCCCCCUUCUGAUAAUUGGCGAUCGUACACGCUAAUAUAUCAGCUACAACAACCGCCGCCGCUGACGCUUCUAUUACAACUACUGCUUCUAGUUCUACGACCGCAAUUGCUGCUGCUGCUGCUGCUGCUUCCGACGCCGCUGGAACAACUCGCCACCGACAGCAACCGCAGACAAGACGUCAGGUACUGCUGUUUAUUUAAGUGUGUCCACCUCGAUUACCCAUACAAUUGAUUUGUUGACUCUAUAUAAGCCGCCACAAUCUCCCGAUUUUCGAAAACAUAACUCCCACUUGAAUAGCCCACUUUAACACAGCAAGUGUUAACAAAAAAAAGAUACAGAUACAAAACAUUGUAGCGAUCAUCUGUGUCGACAAACUGACCCCGGUCACAGUUGUAACAAAUAGUAUUUUAGCUUGAUUGCGCCACAGUUAUCCUCAAGUCCAACAGACAAACCACUUCCGGUUGAAGAUCCUAAUUCGAUUGCCAUUCCAUUGGCAUAAGAGAGCGAGAGAGAGAAUGUUAAACUUAUCGAAACAAUCAUACUUUUAAAACGGCUAUGGAUAACAAUGUGUUCAUUCGUUCCUUCGUGGACGACAACUGCAACUUGCAAAGAUGUCGUCAGAAAUAUUUUAUGUUUGCAUUAGGUUCUCUAGAGCAGCUAUACUCAACCUGCGGACCGUGGGCCGCAUAUAGUCCGGCGGGCUUUUCUAGUUGGCCCAUCUGGUGUUACAUUAUCUUAAAAUAUUUUGUUAAAUGCGAACACCCCAGAAAUCAUUAUCUAUUUUUUCGACGCUGAACUGCAUCUUUCAGUAAUCUCAGCACCAUUAGGUGCCAAAUCAUAAAAUAGGACACAUUUUUAUGAAAUAAAUAGAGCAAAUGCAGCGUUCGUUCUACGGACAAUGUUGAUAGAGAAAAUAUUGCAAUUUAAGCUCCGCCCGUUGUAAUUUAUUGAUUCGCGAUUCAUCAAUCAUCUAGCUAGCGACCAGACGGCAACGAGGUUUUCCAAAUGGCCUCGGCCCAAGGUCGAGAGUCUAGUUUCGUUACCAAAUGUAUGCCUUUUUAGGCCUACAGGCGAAUGAACUGUUGAUUAUUCAAGUCACAGGCUCGCACCAGCUGGUAGGCAGCUACACGAUACAGGAAAAAUAGAAGAUCACACACAGUCAAUAUCGUUCGAUUGAGACACUAUGUCGAUUUUCAUACCGUCCAGUGGAGAGCGCUUCUGUAUUUUUGCAGCACAUCAUUUCUGCAUUUUUUCUGGGGUGUAUGUUUAAAAUUAAGUUUCGAAAAUGUGUGCGUUACGUUUGAGGUGCAAGGAUUUAACCGUUAAUACUUUUUUGUCACGAACGCCGCACCCCGUUUCCUGUUUCCCGCUUGCCAAAUCAUAUAUUUCUUGGCAAACUUUGAAAGUUUCUGCUACGUUAUUUCCUCCGGAACAUCGACCUAGUGCUGGGCGAUGAAGAGCAGUAACCCCGGAAGCUGCCGGAAGUCCGACCUCACGUAAGUCUAAUCAUCCAUGAUGAGAACAUAAGGCUUCGUCAGCAUCUGAAUGUACAGUUUCCGGGCCCGUAUUUUGCCGUUCGUCACGAUUUGGAACCUUCUGCACUUUGUACGUAUCCUCUCCCGAUUCAUGGCUCCCUAAACGAAAGGCUUGGACAGAUUUAACUUUUUGGCCACAGCGCUGACCGAAGCAUUGCGAUUCCGCAUAAACACUUUACGACACGCUCAUGAUCUUGAACACUAAUAGAACAUCCAUUCUGACCACCUUUCUCCUUCCGUUCGAUGCUCAGAGUGUCGUAGUAAUUUUCAAUCACACGACUCACCAUUGACUGCAUGAUUCCGAGUUGUUUUCCGAUACCCCGAUGAGAGAGUUGAGGACUUGCCAGCUGCUUGCGCAAAAUCAAUUCACGACGCUGCUUUUCGGGUGACGGCAUUUUUAAAAUUUUCGAAAAUCAGACAGCGAUAAAAAACUAACAGCAGUAUAAACAAUACACUCUAAACUACUUCUAUUCAAAUUUUCAAGAGAAAAUACUCAAUGGGUAAUUGUCUACAGCGAUUUUUUUCCGUGAUACAAUUUGAUGUGGGACACCCUUUAGAAGAGUAAUGUGUAAUGAUGAUGAUGUUAUGAGUUAUUGAGAGACUUUCUCAGUUUAUUCACCUAUUCCAUGAGCUAGUAUGGAUAAUUUUUAUUCCGAUAAAGUAAAAGGUGCAAAAAUCAGGGAAAAUCAGGAUCAUUUCAGUAUAAUCAGGCAAAGUUGAAUGUUUGUCAGGAUAUCCGAGAAAUUGCCAAAAAGUCUGGGAAAUCCUGAAAAAUCAGAAAGGUUGGCAUCUCUGGUGGUGAGAGCUGCAGGCGUCUGCUGUCGAUGACUCCACCCCACCACACUUACGAUUUGGUUCGGAUUUUCUGUUGUCGUUCUAAGUAUUCUUUGGAUCGUUGUUUUGUGGGUUAUAUUGGAAAACUACUUGGUAAUUCAGUAAUUUCAGUGUUUGGGUGUCGCUCUAGAAAGCGAGCAAUCAAUAGUACAUGCUAAUUCUAUGAGUUAAUUUGAAAAUUUGCUCUAACUGGCGUUUUAAUGUUUCGCGUAGAUUUGUAUAAGCAGUUCUAGAAAAAAAAAGAUUCUUUUUUUGUCUUUGUGAGAACCAGCAAAACCAUUAUUCCACAUUCCUUAACCUUAUCAAUAUACAUUUUCCAUAAAAAACAACAAUAAUUGCGAUAUUUGCAAGUAUCAAGUGUCAUUUUUAAUGUUGUGCAAUGAACUGCAAAGUUUAAGGUCUCCUUAAAAACAAAGAACUGGACUGAACGUUGUUUAGUGUUGCUCCAGUGGUGUCGCACCUAUAAACAUCUUCCGUGCAUCGCCAUUCAACCAGCAUCAAACAAGCCUCCCAUAGAGAACGCACAGAACGCAUAACACACCGAUGCAUCGAUAAGAAUGAAACAUCAUCUCGAGAAUGACCUCGGCUCGGCUCGAUGUGCUGAUUGCACUGUCAGAUACACAGCGAGUGAAAUAUUCGCAUUCGUCCACAGCUCGAGGGAAAACGAAGAUGACGCAAAACGGGCAGAAUAAGCGAUGUUCGUUGUUUUUGGUAUAGAAAGAGACUGUUUUUUUCUCAGAGGAGAUGCAAUAUUUAUACGCUAGCGACAGCGACCAAACUGUGCAAGGGUGGAGUUUAAGCCGCAAAUAUUCUCUUUUCGUUAUUCCCUUUCGUUGUUUCUAUUCUCGCGGUUUCAUAAGUUGCCCGUUAUUCACAGCUCUGUUCGGGAAAGCACACAAAUGUACAGAACAAAUGUUUGGAAAAAUGGGAAUGCUUCUAGUUUUCAUAAAUUUUUCAACACUUUACACACCAGGAGAUUGUAGUGUAUAGCAUAUCAAAUAAAUUUCCGAUUCGAUUGAUAUGCAAAUCAUCAAAAUCGGUUGGCAGCAAAAAUGUUUAUUAACGUUAACAUUAUUUCAUAAAAACGUGACCUAAUUUCUGAUUUGGCACCCUUAAUGAAAGACGUAGUCCGACGUCUAAAAGGUUGAGUACCGCUGUUCUAGAGGUUAAACGUUUUUGUCUUGUCCCCGGAACAGAUCCAUAAUCCACUAAGCGGUAUUAUUACAAUGAUAAGUAUUGUAAGUAUUGCCUAAUUAGUACGAUCUUUUUUUUGCCGUGAAUUUUCGAAACUUUAUAAUCAUUUCCACCCCCCCAAAAAAUCCCUUCCCAGUAGACAACACGAGACUCCUAAUUGCGGCUCACGUAGACGAGUAUUUUUUUCGCUUUUGCAUAUACAAAAACUAAUUGAGCUUUUCAUCGAUUCGUGGAACGAUUUUCCCACUCUGAUUCGGAAUCGUUGCCACAAACACAAACACAUUUCAUUUCGCAUUUUCUUCGGCAUUUCCCAACGUGUGGAUGACGUCGAUGCAUUUGGCUUCUUCUUUCCUCUAUCCAGUCUGAUAGGCUUAAGAAUGAAAACAAAAUCACACAAUUUGUAAAUAUGAUGACUUCAACGAUGAGAAAAUUAAUUAGACAUUAGGACAUAAACAUAAACACAAUUCAUACAUACACAUGCAUACAGACAAAAACACAACACUGAUUUCGCAAAAUGGGAAGAUUACAAACAAUAACGAAAAACUUGGCUUCCUAUCGAAAAUGAGCAGUAGAAAAAAAACGAAGAAAGGCAAAGAAAACUAUUUUCCACUUGAGAUAUAAACCCCUCCUCCCCCUCGCUUUCCACUUCCUCCCACACAACCGUGUGCGACACAUUGAAAGAAACUGUACCUCAGCGCCCCCACAAACAAACACUUCACACUUCCAUGCGUCUUUCAGCUCUCAGGCUGACAUUAGAAUAAAACUACUUUGAAUAUAAACUACGUUUAGUUAUCGAUUAAUAUUAGCAAACUAGACUGAAUCAAAUGUAAAAAAAAAAAACAAGCAUGAAUAUCAUUCGACCACGUUGCGCAAAGGAAAGGCAACUAGUUUUAGCGCACGAUAUAUGAUACGUUUGCCACACGGCGGAGCCUCGAUUCGCUCCGUUUUGUUUUUUUGUCAUCACAUUCUCAUUAAUUUGUUUCUCCGUUUGUUUAUUUUUUUUUCGCCUCAAGUCGAUUCGUUUAGUUCGCCGCCUUCCCCAAUUAUUCAUCUCGUUAUGCUUUGCACUGUUUGAUUAUGCUAGGCGGAUUUUCUUAUUUUCCUUUCUACGGUAACAUGUAAAUUUACUAUGUAGUCUGUUUUUGUAUCACUAGGGUUCGAGCUAGGCAUAUUUUGUCAUUUAAUUUAUUUGCUUUACACACGACACAAACACAGAAAUACACACAAAAAUCUUCUAAGAGAGAGAGAGAGAGAGAGAAAGAUAGUGUACUAGGUAAAACUAUAUUUACAAAAAAAAACAUUGAAGCAUAUUAGCACUACGCGGAGGCACACAAAGAAAGGACACGAAAGCAAAAGAAAAACUCUACAGCAACCAUAUUUUACAAAUGUAGUGAAAACUACCAUUUUCCAAAUAAGUGUUUGAUAAAGCGUCUCGACGUGUUGGAAGAUUUUGCCACAAUCGACUUAGAACGUAACACAACACCCCCGAUUCCCCGAAAUGCAUGUUGAAGACGUUUUCAAACGGAGACAAAUAUAUGUAUAUGUAAGCACACUUACUCAAAACGAUUCUCUCAAAUAUAGAAACAAGCAACACAAAUGUUUAUCACAAAAGCCGGAAAAAAAAGAAUAUCGGUAUGGUUCAUUGCAAACGACAGAGAGAUAAACACAUAAAAUAUUACAGAACAACAGAACGAAUGUUAAUCUGGGAACGAGAGUAAAGAUGAAAGUGAGAAAUCAAAUGGAAGGAUUCACGAAUAGUAAUCUUUUUAUGAUAUUUUUAAUUGUAAAUGUUGAUAAUUACAAGUAAUAAGGAUACUAAAAUAAAUAAAAUGACGACGAUGAUGAUGAUGAUGAUAAUGAAUGAAUCACACACACGACAAAAAUGUAUCAGAAAUAAAUAAAAUAUAUUGAAUUUUUUUUAUAAUGAGCUA
This is a messenger RNA of Toxorhynchites rutilus septentrionalis, 10792 nucleotides long. RefSeq lists its product as uncharacterized. Gene Ontology annotation, cellular component: extrinsic component of cytoplasmic side of plasma membrane. Gene Ontology annotation, molecular function: signaling receptor binding; ATP binding; non-membrane spanning protein tyrosine kinase activity. The record is from RefSeq and is a predicted model, not a curated record. NCBI's taxonomy places the organism in Eukaryota, Metazoa, Arthropoda, Insecta, Diptera, Culicidae. Bases 885 to 5309 code for a protein of 1474 amino acids. The transcript is spliced from 9 exons. Gene Ontology annotation, biological process: protein phosphorylation; innate immune response; cell surface receptor protein tyrosine kinase signaling pathway.